CCUCUCCUCACAUCCCCCACACCAUACUUUCACUGACUAUGCAUUGGCAGAUUCUGCCAAAUUCUACCUGUAACUGGCUUUAUUCUUCAAGUCAAAUGUUUGCCUGCCCUGCCCCCUGCAACAAGGAGCCAUGCCAGCUGGACACACACUUCUUCCAGGGCCCCUAGCAGCCAGGACAGAGUUGAGACCACAGCUGUUGAGGCCCUAAGCCCUGGGUUUGUGUAGCUCAAGGAAGGCCUCCCCCAACAAUGGCCUCCUCAUUGUUCCUGGCCUUCCUCUUCCUGGCUCCAGUCACAAUGGCCACUCCCAGAGCUGGCAGUCAGUGUCCAGCUUGUGGGGGGCCUGCCUUGGAUGUGGAGAGCCAGCGGGAGCUGCUUCUGGACCUGGCCAAAAGAAGCAUUUUGGACAAGCUGCACCUCAGCCAGCGCCCAGCACUGAGCCGACCUGUGUCCAGAGCAGCUCUGAGUACUGCACUUCAGCACCUCCAUGGGCCCCCACAGGGGACACUUCCAGAAGACAACAGGGGACAGGAAUGUGAAAUCAUCAGCUUUGCCAAAACAGGACUCUCCAACAUCAACCAGACUCAUCUUGAUUUUCACUUCUCUGAUAGAACUGCUGGUGGCAUGGAAGUCCAGCAGGCCAGCCUCAUGUUCUUUGUGCAGCUCCCUCUCAAUGCCACCAAGACUUUGAAAGUCAGGGUCCUUGUCCUAAGCCCACAUGACACCAACCUCACCUUGGCUACUCAGCACUUACUGGAAGUGGAUGCCAGUGGCUGGUACCAGCUCCCCCUAGGGCCUGAAGCUCAGGCUGCCUGCAGCCGGGGACACUUGACCCUCAAGCUGGUACCUGAAGGCCAGGUAACCCAGAGCUCAGUCAUCCUGGCUGAGGCUGUCCAUAGGCCUUUCAUAAUGGCCCAGGUGAGAGUUGGGGGCAAGCACCGGGUUCGCCGACGAGGCAUUGACUGCCAGGGAAGGUCCAGGAUGUGCUGUCGACAAGAGUUCUUUGUGGACUUCCGUGAAAUUGGCUGGCAUGACUGGAUUAUCCAGCCUGAAGGCUAUGCAAUGAACUUCUGCACAGGGCAGUGCCCACUGCAUGUGGCAGGCAUGCCUGGUAUCGCUGCCUCCUUUCACACUGCAGUGCUCAAUCUGCUCAAGGCCAACACAGCCGCAGGCAGUGCUGCAGGGGGCUCAUGCUGUGUGCCCACAGCCAGGCGCCCCCUGUCUCUGCUCUACUAUGACAAGGACAGCAACAUUAUCAAGACUGACAUACCUGACAUGGUGGUAGAGGCCUGUGGGUGCAGUUAGUCUGUGCGUGGUCCAGGCAGCCUAAGGUGAGCAAACUGAAGUUUGGGUGCAGAAAUUCCCCUCCUUGAGAGGAGAGAAUGACCUCAUUCUCUGUCCAGAGUGUAGGCUCCCUCUUCCUGAGCAACCUACAGAAAUGGUCUCAUCCUUGGCUUGAUACUUGAUGAGACCUUCAUUUUAAUGACCUCCUCCUAGGGAUAGUCUGUCCAGCUAGCUCUACUGCUCCAUUUCCACUCCAGGGACUCAGAUCCACCCCCAACUGUGAGCAAUACCAUCUGGUUCCCAGGAAGACAUCCUUAGCUCACCCUUAACUGACCAUAAUCCACCAUCCCUUCCUGCCCUUUCCAUGUGAUGGUCCCCAUUCUAGGUUGAGUUGACCCAGCCUCUUCUCUGGAUUUUCUGAGUCUGGAGAGAGCUCCAGAGAGCUCUUCCUGGGAUUCACCAGAGAAUAGAUCACUGCUCUCCAACGAUGAAGCUUACCCGGCUCUGAGUCUUGAGCCCCUUUCCUCCUUACUUGCCCACGGGAGCUACAAAUGCUCUUUGCAUACCCUCAUCUAUUUUUUGUCCUUCUCUGUCUUUCUCUAUGUCCAUAGGAGCUGACUCACCUGACCUACCCUGCCUUCUGGCUUCCUGAUGGGUUUGACUAAGGAGGACACAGGCAGGAGGCCAAAGAAUAGGAGGAGAUAGAGAUCAGGAUAUUUCUUACUCUUGCUUCCUGUGCCUAGGUGCCAUCGUACCUGUGGCUGUGCUGUGUCCCUGUAGCACCUCUCCGGUUACCUCUUUCACAGCUCCAGCUUUGCCUGGGUUCUGCUAUCAUUGCUUCAACAUUCGGGGGUCCUAAUGACUCUAAUGAUGCUCCACCUCGCUAUCCCUGGGGGUGUCCACAUCCCUCGUUGGUUCUCCUAACCCUGACUACACCUCUGUAGUAAUUCUUUCACUGUGUCCUCUUGAUGAAGCAAAUCCAGGUGCUUAGUUUAGUAGGUUUUCUACUGCCAGGACCUUAACUGGCACCCCAGAAGACCCAGAGCCUGUCUGUCUUGCCUACUCUGCUCUCUCUUAACAUCUCUAUUGCAUCCAUCUCAUGCUUCAUGCCUCUUCCUCCCCAGGCUGUCUCUUCUGCUUUCUUAAGCCCUCCCUCCACCUUUUCAGAACCAUCUUUGAUGGUCUCGUGGCUAAUACAAGACCUAGAUUUUAUUUGCUCCUCUCCUCCCUCUGUACUCAUUCCCAAAAAAUGAGACAAAUCAAUGCUCAAUCAUUAAGUAAGCCAACAGUCUGUGGCCACACAAGUAGUGAGAGGCAGAGGCAUGCUCAGAGCUGAAACCAGCACCUCUGACUUGCCUCCUUUCACCUGCCCCCCAGGGCUAUACCCGGGAGAUCUGCCUGGUAGCUGGAACUGGCAAGGAUUACUUGAGUGGGACAGGGAAAAGAAGAGGAAGGCCUGGGACAAAGAGAGGGUGGCAUUUGCUCUGAGACAGGUUUUCUUUAGACCUUUGCCCUUCUUUCCCCCCAGUCUCCUCCCUUUGGCUGGACAAUUCUGAACUGUGAGGUCGAUAUUGUCUGCAGCCCAAGGCCGAGUUUGCGUAAAACCCAUGUGUCCUUUGGUGAACGUGAUGUCUGUGUUUGCUCAGUUUAUAAUCCUCUCCUGCCAGGAUAAGAGGUCCCUGAAAUUGGAGUCCUAGAGGAGAAAGUCUGAAGGGACCUCCUGGGGAACUACAGAUCUGAGCUGGAGGCUUCCUGAGCAACCUGUGGAAGUUUCCCGUAUUUGACUUGAGGAGACCUUUAUCUCAGGAGAAUCUGAAGUCCUCUGGUGUCUCUCCCUCUCCUUUCUGCCAGUGUCACCUCCCCCUCCAAUCCCCUGCACUCCUGAUCUAACCUGCUUCCUCCCCACCUACAGCUUUAGUCCCCAGGACCAAGACUGAGGCAAGGUGAAGUGAGGUGCUCACCUUGGGGCAAAAUUUGAAGGGGAUAGCAAGAACCAUCAUCAAUCAAGAUAAAUAAGAUUUUAAUGCAAUAUUUCUGAAAAUCAAAAUUAAUGCAAAAAAAGUUCACAGCAAAAUAGCAUAUUUUAAAAUAAAUACAGGAUCAGUAUUAUUCCUUUUCUUUUUUGGCUCGGCUUUUUGUAAAAGGGGGAAAGAGUGGGUCCGUCUUUUUCCAAAUAUUUUCUUUUAGAGCCUUCUAGCCCCUACCUCUAGACUCCUUCAGGCUUUUCUCAUUUGGGCAAGAUAACCCCUCCCGCUUCUUCUACUUGCUUACCCACCCCAAACCUGUUGUUGCUACCCCCAGCCCCCAACCAGGUUGGUGGUAGGGCAGGCAGUGAGGCAGAUGGCUGGGGUAUUUAUAACCUAGGAGCACUUCUUGGGAAAAGUGACUAAGAUGGUAAGAGCAUAUUUAUAGCUGAGCUCUGACGUAAGUGUCAGUAGGGAGGUAGGGCCAGGCCAGGCGCAGCAGCAAGUGGGUGGGAAGAGCUGGAAAUUGGGGGCGCCCAACCUAGAGGGCAGGGAGAGAUUGGGUCAGUGACUCCCACAGCCACUUCUGAUUGCUCCCCCAUCUCUGUCUCCUUACUCCAACAGGUAAGCCCUCUGAGGCACCACGGUGGGCAGACACCUCCACUUUGCAGUUCCAGACCCCAAGGGGUAGAAGGCUGUUACUCACCAGCCCCCAACAGAGAAGGGGCUGGGGGCUGGGGACACCCCUGCAUAGAGGCCUGGGGAGCAAUGCAGGGUGGACAGGAGGGUCUAAAGAGUCUCAUUGCCCCUCCUCCCUUCUCCAUCAUGUGGUGCCCUGAGGUGCUAGAAGAGCCUGGCACUAGAAAAGCCUGGCACCGAGCCAGGCAUCAAGCUCGAGCCAUGGCAUCAAGCUCCAUCAUGUCAUCAUGAUGAGGUCCAAAACCAAAGGUAGCAGUGAGUUGGAUCCUGAAGACAGCCUCUGUUCUCUGGCAGUGGUGACAGAGAAAGAGCAGAGGAUCCAGCUUCUCGGUGACUCCUAUGGGCAAAGUAGGGUCCCCAGAAUGAGAGGUUGAGCAGUGCUCCCUUGCUCCACUCCCGGGAGCAGCCCCCUUCCUUGUCCCUGGGAAGCACCAGUCAGCUACUAGCCACCAGCUGUCCAGUGGCACGGCACUGCCACAUAGUGGACAUUGGUGGUACUGAGGCCAAGCCCUCACAGUGCAACCCCUGCCCCCUGGUGCCAGAUCUGUCUCUCUGGACAGUGCCCAGCUAAGUAAAGGGGAGGUAAAUAAGGAGGAGGGACAUAUUUCUGAAUCUCACUUACUCCCCAGCCUUUUCUCUCUCAAGCGUCUUGUUUGUUGUUGUUUUUUUUGAGACAGAGCCUCAAGCUGUCGCCCUGGGUAGAGUGCAGUGGCUUCACAGCUCACAGCAACCUCCAACUCCUGGAUUCUUCUGCCUCAGCCUCCCAAGUAGCUGGGACUACAGGUGCCUGCCACAACGCCCGGAUAUUUUUUGGUUGCAGCCGUCAUUGUUGUUUGGCGGGCAUGG
Molecule: messenger RNA, 4792 nt
Organism: Nycticebus coucang (slow loris)
Lineage: Eukaryota; Metazoa; Chordata; Mammalia; Primates; Lorisidae
Gene: INHBC
Product: inhibin subunit beta C
Exons: 2
Coding region: 249-1304 (351 amino acids)
Biological process (GO): BMP signaling pathway; SMAD protein signal transduction
Cellular component (GO): extracellular region
Molecular function (GO): growth factor activity; hormone activity; cytokine activity
Source: RefSeq, a predicted model, not a curated record